UUCCAGUUUGUUGUUGCAUUGUUUUCUGCCAUUAAGGAAAUCAACAGUAACCCCUAUAUUUUACCCAACAUAUCUCUCAUAUAUCCUGUUCAUGGUAAUGAUGAUUUUUACCCCUGUAACAUAUUUCCUAUUAUUUUUGUACAAAGUAGAAAUAUUUCUUUCCCAAAUUACAUGUGUGAAGAACAGAUAUCAACUGUAGCAGGACUUAUAGGACCCAUGUGUGUGUUAUCUGCUAAAUUGAAACCACUCAUGAAGCUCUUCAGAUGGCCACAGCUUUCCUUUGCACCUUUUCAUCCUAUCCUGAGUGACCGUGAACACUUUCCUAAUAUCUACCAGAUGGCCCCCAAGGACACAUCUCUGCCCCUUGCCAUGGUGACUUUGAUGCUUCAUUUCCACUGGAACUGGGUGGGUCUGCUCAUCUCUGAUGAUGAACAAGGUACUCAAUUUCUGUCAGAAUUGAGAGCAGAGAUGCAAGGAAACAGAGUCUGUCUAGCCUUUGUGAGUAUAAUCCCAAUGGACAUUAAGAUGUACUUGGGAGAAGCUGGAAUACAUGAUAAGUACAUCAUGACAUCAUCAUCAGCAAAUGUUGUUAUAAUUUAUGGCGAGGUGAACCCUACUCUAACCUUCAGCUAUGCACUAUGGACUAGAUUCGGUUCACACAAAAUCUGGCUCAGCACCUCACAAUGGGAAUAUUCCACAAUUAAGAGAGAUUUCAACCAUGACUCACUCCUUGGAACUUUUACUUUUUCACAUCACCAUCCUGAGAUUUCUGGUUUUAAAACUUUUAUCCAGACAGUGAAUUUGUCCAACCACCCACUGAGCAAUUCUAGUGCAAAAUGGGGCUGGGUAGGUCUUAAUUGCUCCGAGUUAUGUACUAAUUGUAAGGCAUGGAAUAAUUGUUCACUCAGUGUUUCACUAGAAUUGCUAAUGUGGCACAGAUUUGACAUGGCCAUGAGUGAUGAGAGUUACAAUCUAUAUAAUGCAGUCUAUGCUGUGGCCCACAGCCUCCAUGAGAUGCUUCUACGACAUGUUGAUACACAGCCAGUAAAAUAUGGGAAAGAACUGAAAUUUGAACCAUGGCAGUUUUCCUCAUAUCUGAAGAAAAUCCAAUUUACUAAUCCUGCUGGAGAUCCACUGAAUAUGAAUCAGGAAGAGAAUUCCCAUGUAGAAUAUGACAUUUUUAGCAUUUGGAAAUUUGAAGAAAGUCAGGGAGUUAAAGUGAAAAUAGGACAAUUUACCCCAUAUUUUUCACAUGGUCAACAAUUGUAUUUAUCAGAAGAUGCAAUAAUGUGGAUCAAAGGAAGUAGUCAGAUUAUCCACUCAGUGUGCAGUUUGAGCUGUGCUCCUGGAUUCAGGAAAUCUCCUCAGGAGGGAAAGGCAGUCUGCUGUUUUGAUUGCACCCCCUGCCCAGAGAAUGAGAUUUCCAAUGAGACAGAUUUGGAUCAGUGUGUGAAGUGUCCAGUUGAUCAGUUUGCAAACACAGAGCAAACCCGCUGUCUCCACAAAGUCGUGACCUUUCUGGGUUAUGAUGACCCACUGGGGAUGACUCUGGCAUGCACAUCUCUUUUCUUCUCUGCACUCACAGCUGUAGUUCUUGGGGUCUUUGUGAAGCACCAAGACACUCCCAUCGUGAAGGCCAAUAACCGGACUCUCACCUACAUCUUGCUUCUCUCCCUCAUCCUCAGCUUUCUCUGCUCCUUCUUCUUCAUUGGCCGUCCCAACACAGCCACCUGCAUCCUGCAACAGACAGCAUUUGCAGUUGUGUUCACUGUAGCUGUUUCCACUGUCUUGGCCAAAACAAUUACUGUGGUUCUGGCCUUCAAGGUCACUGCUCCAGGAAAAAGAAUGAGGUGCUUUUUGGUAUCAGGAGCACUGAAUUUUAUCAUUCCCAUCUGUACCCUGAUACAACUUAUUCUCUGUGUGAUCUGGCUGGGAACAUCUCCUCCCUUUAUUGACACAGACACACACACUGAACAUGGUUACAUCAUGAUUGUGUGCAACACGGGCUCAGCCGCUGCCUUCUACUGUGUCCUUGGGUACCUGGGCUCUCUGGCCAUAGUGAGCUUCACUGUGGCUUUCUUGGCCAGAAACCUGCCUGACAAAUUCAACGAAGCCAAGUUCCUGACCUUCAGCAUUCUGGUGUUCUGCAGUGUCUGGGUCACCUUCCUUCCUGUCCACCACAGCACCAGGGGGAAGGUCAUGGUGGCCAUGGAGGUGCUCUCCAUCUUAACGUCCAGUGCAGGUCUCCUUGUUUGCAUCUUUGCACCAAAGUGCUUCAUCAUUUUGUUCAGACCAGAGAGAAAUUCCCUGCAAAAAUUCAGACACAAGGCAUAUUGA
Messenger RNA from Jaculus jaculus (lesser Egyptian jerboa), 2337 nucleotides. RefSeq names its product vomeronasal type-2 receptor 116-like. Bases 172 to 2337 code for a protein of 721 amino acids. Gene Ontology annotation, molecular function: G protein-coupled receptor activity. Gene Ontology annotation, cellular component: membrane. Lineage: Eukaryota; Metazoa; Chordata; Mammalia; Rodentia; Dipodidae. The record is from RefSeq and is a predicted model, not a curated record. The transcript is spliced from 5 exons. Gene Ontology annotation, biological process: G protein-coupled receptor signaling pathway.